CAGUGGUUACGAGGUCACAACGUAAUAUUUAACAGUCUGGGAGGCUCGCGUUCACAGCACUUCAAGAAAUCAUUAUGGAACGCUGGAGAGGUCGAGUUGCCUUGGUAACCGGGGCGUCAGUUGGGAUGGGCGAGGCGUUUUGUCGCGCACUCGUGAAACAUGGUAUGAUAGUUGUGGGGUGCGCUCGCCGAGUUGAACUGAUAGAGAAGACAGCAAAAGAAUUGGAAGGAGAGACAGGACGUUUGAUCCCCAUGAAAUGUGACCUGACAGUGAAAUCUGAGAUCGAAUCCAUGUUCCGGGCCAUAAAGGACCAAGUGGGUGGGGUGGACGUAUGUGUUAAUAACGCUGGGUAUCUGGCCCCACAGCAGCUUCUCGGUGGUGAUACCGACACCUUCCAGAAAAUGCUGGAC
Lingula anatina is the source of this 410-nucleotide messenger RNA. Its product is annotated as dehydrogenase/reductase SDR family member 11. The record is from RefSeq and is a predicted model, not a curated record. NCBI's taxonomy places the organism in Eukaryota, Metazoa, Brachiopoda, Lingulata, Lingulida, Lingulidae.